Molecule: messenger RNA, 1769 nt
Organism: Vitis vinifera (wine grape)
Lineage: Eukaryota; Viridiplantae; Streptophyta; Magnoliopsida; Vitales; Vitaceae
Gene: HT7
Product: hexose transporter 7
Biological process (GO): monosaccharide transmembrane transport
Cellular component (GO): membrane
Molecular function (GO): monosaccharide transmembrane transporter activity
Source: RefSeq, marked provisional
CCUCUCUGUUUCUCCUUGUAAACCGCCCUUGGAUUGAAUUCUCAAGGAGAAGAAGGUCUUAGUCAUUUUCCUUGGUGUCUCAACUGUGUUGGGAGAGGAGGAAGAAGAGGAACUAUGGAGGUGGGAGAUGGGUCUUUUGCUCCUGUAGGUGUGUCCAAGCAGAGGGCAGACCAGUACAAAGGCAGGCUCACUACUUAUGUGGUCGUUGCUUGCCUUGUUGCUGCUGUUGGGGGUGCAAUUUUCGGCUAUGACAUUGGGGUUUCAGGAGGCGUGACAUCAAUGGAUACAUUUCUUGAAAAAUUCUUCCACACAGUCUAUUUAAAGAAGAGGCGGGCCGAAGAAGACCACUACUGCAAGUACAAUGACCAAGGCCUUGCAGCAUUUACCUCUUCCCUCUACCUUGCUGGUUUGGUUGCGUCCAUUGUGGCAUCGCCUAUUACAAGGAAGUAUGGGCGUCGAGCAAGUAUAGUAUGUGGUGGGAUCAGCUUUCUUAUUGGAGCUGCCCUAAAUGCUGCAGCUGUGAACUUGGCGAUGCUUCUUUCGGGUCGGAUCAUGCUUGGUAUUGGCAUUGGAUUUGGCGAUCAGGCAGUGCCACUAUAUUUGUCAGAGAUGGCGCCGGCCCAUCUCCGAGGAGCCCUGAACAUGAUGUUUCAGUUAGCAACUACGACGGGGAUCUUCACAGCAAACAUGAUCAAUUACGGAACUGCAAAGCUCCCCUCAUGGGGAUGGAGGCUGUCAUUGGGCCUGGCUGCAUUACCAGCUAUCUUAAUGACAGUGGGAGGCCUAUUUCUUCCUGAGACUCCCAACAGUCUAAUCGAACGGGGAUCAAGGGAGAAAGGGAGACGAGUCCUAGAAAGAAUCAGAGGUACCAACGAAGUUGAUGCAGAGUUUGAAGACAUUGUGGAUGCUAGUGAGCUUGCAAACUCAAUCAAGCAUCCUUUCAGAAACAUCCUUGAGAGAAGGAACAGGCCACAGCUGGUUAUGGCAAUCUGCAUGCCAGCUUUCCAGAUCCUCAACGGCAUCAAUUCUAUUCUCUUCUAUGCCCCAGUUCUGUUUCAGACCAUGGGAUUUGGAAAUGCUACUCUCUACUCGUCCGCUUUGACAGGGGCCGUUCUUGUUUUAUCCACAGUGGUUUCAAUCGGAUUGGUGGAUAGAUUGGGUAGAAGAGUUUUAUUGAUUUCUGGGGGAAUCCAAAUGGUCUUAUGUCAGGUGACAGUUGCCAUAAUCCUGGGGGUCAAGUUCGGAAGCAAUGACGAGCUCUCGAAAGGCUACUCAGUAUUGGUGGUGAUUGUGAUCUGCCUCUUUGUUAUAGCAUUCGGAUGGUCGUGGGGGCCACUUGGGUGGACAGUUCCAAGUGAGAUAUUCCCACUGGAGACCCGAUCAGCAGGACAGAGCAUAACAGUGGCUGUGAACCUCCUGUUCACCUUCAUAAUAGCUCAGUGUUUCCUUUCCAUGCUUUGUUCUUUCAAGCAUGGAAUUUUCCUCUUUUUUGCUGGGUGGAUUGUUAUCAUGACCCUCUUCGUAUACUUCUUCCUACCUGAAACAAAGGGAGUUCCCAUUGAAGAAAUGAUAUUCGUGUGGAAGAAGCAUUGGUUCUGGAAGAGGAUGGUGCCUGGGACUCCAGAUGUUGACGACAUCGAUGGCCUGGGAAGCCAUUCAAUGGAGUCAGGUGGAAAGACAAAGCUAGGCAGCUGAGCUUAAUUCUUCUGAUUUCGGUGAACUUCAAAUAAUCCAUGUAGCAUAUGGCAAGCCAGGCUCCUAUCAUGAGC